Amoebophrya sp. A25 is the source of this 2862-nucleotide messenger RNA. The record is from the annotation of a GenBank genome assembly. Lineage: Eukaryota; Dinophyceae; Syndiniales; Amoebophryaceae.
AGAGGCUUGAACGAUGCUUUUCCAGUCUGGGCUCAUAGUUGUUGUAUUUCUCGUGAUCGUUCUGCAAAGUGAAAUUUGCUUUUGCCUCCGCCCUGAUUGGAUCUUGUAUUAAGUGUACAUAGGGACAAAGAACUCAUGGCGUCGUCGCUGUGUCGCAGUUUUAAGCGGUUUUCGAUUCCUGUGUUGGUAGCAAUCUCAGAAUUGCAUUGAAAUUGAGGCUGGGACUGCCACCUGAAUCAUGGAGUCGCGGCUCAACGGGGCAAAUUAUGCGACGGUGACGAAAUCGCAGCGUUGGGGUCGACUUUUGACUCUAGACGUCGACGUGAUGGGUGACCCAUUGCGGCCCAAAGAGGCCGUUGUGACUGCUUCUGGACCGAGCAAAGCGCCAAGACUCGUCUCAUGCAAGGCUUGUCGAGUGACCGCCGGUUUUGGCGUACCACCUUGAUUUUUGUGGGCAGUCGAUUCCUAGGAUUCAGACUCGCAUGUGAUCAACUAAGAAAGCUCCGAAUCAUUUUAGUAAGACUAAAAAGUUGAUGAGCAUACAGUUUGGCACAUAACACAAACAGGUUCACACCUGGGUAGCUUUGGACUUCGAGUUGCCGCGUGGCGCUCACGAGUAUGAGAAUUUCACGUUCGUCUACAACCCCGGGUGGAGCUCAACGCGAGUAGUGGGUAUUAUAUCGUACGACUCGUCGACUUUAGGUGGAGGAGCUGCGACUGAUAUACAACGAACUGCAGUCGAGAAGAACCCUAAUUAUGGAUGUGGAACUUUUGAUCACAGUAUGAGUAUAUCAUCCUAGUACGUGUGUGAAAAAGUUUUCUGCUACACGGUUAUAGCGCCCUAGAAGGGUAAUUUUGAGACAGCCUCAUGCGAAGUCGGCCUCAUGUAGUAGAGCUAGCUUUAGUGCCUGGUCUAAUCUCAGCCGAGUUUUAGUUUGUCCCCACCGCCACGGCGUGCUAGGGAAAGGCCAUUGCGCCUCCCUGGAGGAACCCCCGAUUUUGCAAGAGACUUCGGAGGUGGCCUUGGUGCCCCGGGAACAGCCGGUAACGAGAAAGAUGAUGAAGAUAUUCGCGAUCGCGACGAUGGCGAUGGUCAUAAUGAUGCACCUCCUUCCAGCAAUGCAAAUUACAACGCCUUGCUAGACGCUCUUAGCUUUUCCAAAAACGUUCCUAGUGACGUACAAAAGAGGAUGGAGGAGCAGUCCUACAGCCUCGAGCCUUCUAGCAAAAGCAGAGCAGCUGAUUUGAGAAGACUACCUCAUGACGCCGAAAGCGAACAAAAUCCAAGCACAUUCCAUACUUCCUGGACCGAGGCAUCCAGUGCGUGGGAAGCAGCAUUCUCGACAUCGCGCCAUCGUCCGUUUAUUGACAGCUUGCAACAGCGCUUGGGAAAAUUGAAUGCAUACCGGGCCCUUGACCGAGGAGCCUUCGUAGAUCGGCUUCUUUAUGCUGACAUUGGCGUUUUGCUCACGUUGCUCCCGCUGCUUUCGCCUAAGAACUUUGCCGCAGCUCUGUUGGCAAAAAGCAUGCUGCCAAGGCUCUGCGACGAGCUAGAACGCACACCACAGGAGUUAAGGACAUCAUGAAAUAAGAAGUCGAGGACAUACCAGUCACUUUGAACUGAGUUUCCUCUUCUCGCAGUUGAAAUUGCAAGAUUAGUGAAGUUUGAGCAAAUGAAAAUACAAGAAAUACUUUCAUAACGUUUGCAUAUAGUAAAAAAGUGAUGCAUCAAAAUCGUCCUCCGCAACAAAUGAACAUGCCCUUUCUAAGAUUAGCAAUAGCCGAGAAGCUAUCUGCACACCUGUUGCGCAUUUGCCGUGAAUUCCGCCGUUAUGGACUACCUCUCGCGGGACCGGAAGCCGUCGGCGCAGAAGAAUUUGCGGCACUCUACUCUCUUGUGAAGCGCUUGGCAAAGAGUGUACGUCUAAGCCGCAUGCAAGGGGCGACCGCUACCCGCUGCGCCGACAUCCGUGAUCUUCUGGCUAUCGAUUUCGGCAGCUAGAGCAAGACUUUCACUAUAGAGAACUACAAUUACUGUUCGGCUUUUGACGCAACUCUACUAGCUGCUGGGAGAUUUGUUGAACAGGUCCAAUUAAAGAUGGAGGGCUACUUCUGAAAAUUUGAAGAGCUGCGACUAGUCGUGGUCUCGAGAUGUUGAGCUCACUGGGGAUCUUGAUCAGCUAGUACAGCAAGAGUUUGGAACCGUCGUUGGGCAUUCCACGAAAGCUCUGAAAAUAUCGAAGCAGAGCUUGGCCAUGAGACCGACAAAGGUUACAUCUUCGAGCAGCCGAUGACGAAACUGAGCCGCACGCCUUUCACCUCUCACUUGUACUUGUGCGCUCAGGAAGAUCCGAUUCUCGCAGCAGAGCCGACAUAAUCGCAGACGCGCGCAGUAGCAGCAGAGCGGAUGCCUGAGUGUGCGCGGAUCGGAAAUGAUUUCGCUAGCAGUGCGCGUCUGUGAGGCGUUUGGAGUGAUAGUUACGCUACAAGUUUCAAUGGCAGACGCACUUCUCUAUCACCAAUAGCAACCUGAUGCACCAAGAAGCCAUUCACCGUCAUCCAUACUAACACAUCCGCCAGCAGCUACUGCAAUUAGUGGUGUGUUCGUGAUUUUGCGGCGGGCGAUAUGUGUUAAAACAUAAUAAUAUGUGCAGGAAAUAAGACGGUCACGGUGGCGGAACCAGAGGACAGAUUUUCCAAUAAUGCAUGUUAGCUGUCAGAAAAGAAGACUAGUUUUUACCAGCCUGAGCUUCAUUGAACUUCCGGGGUGGAGAAAAGCUUCGUAGGUAUAGAAUUGUCUCUUUCUGAUUUUGCCUAAGUCAUAUUUAAGAUGUGAAAAAGCCUGCCUCGGGCACUCGACAU